Fulvia fulva is the source of this 918-nucleotide messenger RNA. RefSeq lists its product as uncharacterized. Bases 1 to 918 code for a protein of 305 amino acids. The transcript has a single exon. Lineage: Eukaryota; Fungi; Ascomycota; Dothideomycetes; Mycosphaerellales; Mycosphaerellaceae. The record is from RefSeq and is a predicted model, not a curated record.
AUGGUGCAAUAUCGCGAAUCCAACAUUAAGACAUACCCGGCCCCUGCCAACGACUAUUGGAAGCUUAGCCAUCCAACUGGCAGUCGAGAAGACCAUAAGCGACGUCUCGCAAAAGAUGGCCUUUACACCUUGCCCAGCAGCGAUACCAAGAGGCUACUGGUCUUGAUCGAGCGUCAAACACUCGGCUUUUCGACUCAUCGAAUCAAGAGGUUCGCUACGAAUCGCAAACUCGAUACCUCACAGAUUCCCAAGAAGCCAGAGUCGAUCAACCGAUCCGCCCUCAUUGCGCUCCUCGAGCAGGCAGAUAAGAGUAUUACCUUCAGCAAGAUACUCAACCUUCUGCCGGUGCUACGAUUGCGUGUCUCCGAACAUCACUACGACUCCUUCGGAUGCCGCUGCCUUGGUACACCAGUUCCACCACCUAUCACUCAGGUCUGCAGCCUCAUCCGCCAGGAAGUACUGCCGCUCUUUUUCUCCGCCAAAAGGUUCUUGUUCCGUGCCCAAACCAGCCCUCGAAUGGAGCGUACCGUGGCUCCAGCGAGUGCCAUUGCUCUGGCAGGAGUUGAGCUGGGUGGCGAGACUGAAACGUUUCUGAGGAGCAUGCCGGACGAGUGGUGGAGCAUGUUACAUCGUGUGCGCAUCUGCCUAACUGGGUCCAUUGCUUCACGAAUCGAUAUCAACAUCGGGAAGAACGAGUCUCCUAACACUUUCGAUUUCGACGCGCGCGUAUCCGAGCACUUCGCAAGGAAAGGACCAUAUCAGGAAAGCGUCGCCAAGCUCGAGAGAAGAUUCGGAGAAAUAAUGGCGGAACUUGAUUCCAAGGAGAUAGGACAAACGUUUGGCAAGGAGGAGACUCUACGCUUCAUGAGAACGCUUCAGGAGAGUAUUGAAGCAGGUGGAAAAGCUCAAGUAGCGUAG